Molecule: messenger RNA, 6846 nt
Organism: Zea mays
Lineage: Eukaryota; Viridiplantae; Streptophyta; Magnoliopsida; Poales; Poaceae
Exons: 6
Coding region: 3403-5967 (854 amino acids)
Molecular function (GO): protein dimerization activity; DNA binding
Source: RefSeq, a predicted model, not a curated record
UAACGACCCAGUGGCCCAAACAGCGUAUGAGCCCCUGGUAUAUAGAAGUUGGUGUAGCCACCCACCCUAACCCUAGAUCCGCUUUGGUCUCUGGAAUCUGGAAGUCACCGGAUCCACAACUCGCCCCUCUGGCCGCCUCCGUCCUCCGCCUUAUCGGCCGCCGCCUCCUCCUUCGUCAGUCGCAUGUCUCUCGAGGACGAGAAGCCUUUCUUCGUCGUCGCUGUCGUCCCCAACUGGGUGAUGCUAGAGCGCGUCGUCUUCCGCAGGGACGACGAGUCCUUCUCGGACGGAAGCGAGGCCAUCGUGGCGACCGACCGGCAUCGCGUCCUGUUUCGCGUCGGCACCAUGAUGUUCGCAAGUCUGGUUCAGGAAUUCUUCAUCUACAGCACCUCAGGUGCCGACACUUCCUCUUCGCUGACUGCGCUCCCGCCUUGUGCCGAGCCUGACAUGGAUUGUAGCCGCCGUGAGGGCCGCCUACCUCGUAAACGUGCUUCUCGGGGAUGACGCCUACUGGCGGUCAGGUCCAUGGGCCUCCUGUGCCGAGGCGAAGAAGAGUUCGCGGUGGUAGAGCUGUAGGUUUACAAGCACAACUGCUACAUGGCCUUUGCUGACAUCUACUUGUUCCUGAAAUCAGCUGGCAAAUGAGACUCCAUGCGUUUGCCCAUCCUCUGCAGCACCGACCCCAAUGUGAUCUGGCAACUUUGCUUAUGGCAGACCGACACGGUUAUCCUGGUCGACCGCUGGCUUUGCUGGGUUGACUAUGAGCGAGGCAUCCUUUUCUACGAUAUGUUUGGGGAGCCCAGCCCUACUGUUAUCUUCAGCCAGUUCCCUCUGGACAAGUUCCCUGACAACAACACUCGCAACAAGGACUGCUGCUGGUUGUACCGCAGCAUGUCGACCACCCGUGAGGGGGGUGCGCUCCUGUUCACCAACGGCUGGUGCUGGCUUCACUAUCAGGUGCCACUCCCUCAUGUUAUGCAACAUCACGGAGCCGAACACGGUUGGGUGUGUAUGGGAAGAGGACUACACGGUCACCUCCGAUGAGCUUUGGUCUGCCAACCCUGAGUGCCUACCGCAUGACAUUCUCAUGUUCCCCCAAGCUGACAUGGACAGGCCACAUGUAGUGCACUUUGUCAUCAGCGAGUUCGGAUACGUGAGAAAGAAUAUGUAGCUGGUCACCAUUGACAUGAGCACCAGGAGAGUGGAGUCAUUUUCUCAGUAUACCAAUGGGAGGCAGUAUGCCAUUGGAACCGAGGGCGCUUACUUGACCAAAAUAAGGUCCGGCUGUCCCAUGUCCUUCCUCCCCUCUGAGUUCUCCAAGUACCUCUGUUAGGUUGGUGCACAAGUUGUGUACUCGAAAUAUGCAGGCACAGAAUUGAAAUUCAAUGACGCCGACCAUCUCAUUUUGAAAUAAGAUGACAUAAUUGGUAUUCUUGACAGUGAUGAUGUGAAGGAUAUGAAACCACCGAAUGAUCGCAUUCUGAUUAAGGUUGCUGCUGGUGGUUUGCUAUUGACGCAGGCAACUAAGGAGAAACCUUCUGUUGGAUCAGUGAGUAUUUUAGGUUUAGUAUAUGCUGGAUUUGCAGUAAUUUAUUCGAUUAUCUGUUUAUUAUGAAAAACUCGGUCGGGGAGGGAAAGAGAAAGACCGCACUCCCGAUAUUAUAUUAAGAAAAAACCGAAACAUGGUUCCGGCCAAAAAAAAAUUCCUCGAACCUGGCCGUCCAUCACUAGCAGGCCGUCACCGCCCACUCUGCAACGGUCCAGCCGGAGGGUGGCGUGCAGGACGUAACCCGAGAGCAGACGGGGCAUAGCGAGAGGAUUUUUUAAUCAAGCCAGAAAUUCGUCCCCGAGGGGGAUCGAACCCGGGACCUGGGUGCUACUCGGAAGCAUUGACCAUUACGCUAGAGGCCUUAAUCAUUAUCUGUUGAUUAUGAUUGUUUAUGUUUUCAAAUUAUGAACACAUGGUCAACAACUGAAUCCUUUCAAAGAUUUACUUAUUUUGAUUUGGGCCUUUUUUGAAUCUACAUGUUAAAUGCAUCAAUGGUGCAUUUAACAUGUUCUAGACUUCUAGUGGACUAGUAACAGCUGAGUAUGAGGUUUGCUCGACUUUUUAAGUUUCAACAGUUUUAUUAUACUUACAAGUUGCAAGGAUUGGAUUUGUUUUGAAUAAGCUGCAGAUUUUGGCCAGUAAUUGAUGUCCUUUAGUUGUCUCGUACUUGUGUGGUUCGCGCGCUAGAGGUUUGGGGAUGUUACUAUGUCUAUAGAGAAAAACACAAGACAGAAUUUAGCUUGCAGCUGUUAGUGCAGCUGCCUAAGAGUUACAAUGGAGGUUAGGGGAUGUUACAAUAGGGUGCCGCCUUGACUGGAGGGAGGCUGGCGGCGGGGGGCUGGAAGACGGGACCUGGCAGGUGGCAUGAAGGCCGACAGUGGAGGACGGCUGGCAUGGAGGUGGGCGAUGCCUGCUGCGGAGAGCAGGGAGGUGGGGAAGACGGGACUGGGGGGCGGUCACAGGGGAGGCGCCGCGGAAGGAGGCGUAGAGGACAGGGGUGGGGGCCAGAGGGGCCAUGUGGGGGAAAAUCAUUUCGCUUACAAUAUAAGCGCUUUCCAGGCCGCGUACUAGAAAAUCGGGAUGGACGUUGUAUUUUGGAUGGUGGGCUAAGCGGCUUGAGAAUUAAGCAAGGUGUUUGGGUGGACUUAUGGCUUAGUUUCACCAAUAAGCGGGAAAUAAGCAGAUACAAACAGGGCCUUAGUGAAGGUAAGCAGUAGGCCCAUGAACAAUGGAUUGUCAAUACCAUGGUUUAAAAGUCGUCGCCUAGGCGUCGCCUAGGCGACGCCUAGGCGUCCAGGCGGGGAAAUCUUCUAGGCGUCGGCGCCGCCCAGAGGAAAUCGUGUAUGGCGUCCGCCUUGGCGAGGUAGGCGUCCGCCUUGGCGUCGUAGGCGUCUGGGCGACGCCUUUUCCUCCCUGGGCGACGCCUUAUCUCGUUUUGGGCUUUAGGGUUUUGGCGGCUAGGCGCGCGUUCUGUUUUGGGCCUGUUCCACUGUGCGCGCGCGGCAAAAAUACAUUGUGCGUGCGCGGCGCCGCGGCUGCUCCUUCGCGCGCAAAUCUCUCUGCGCUCUCUCCCUGCUGCUCCUCUCUCCCUGCGCGCGGCGGCUGCUCCUCUCUCCCUGCGCGCGGCGGCUGCUCUGCGCGCGGCGGCUGCUGCGUUCUCCCUGCGCGCGCGCGGCUGCUGCGUGCUCCCAGCGCGCGGCUCCCUGCUACCAGCGCGCGGCUGCUGCUCUCUGCGCGUGGUCUUGCGGCUCCCUGCUCCUUGCCGCAGUGCUAGCUGCUGCUGCUGACUGCGCAACGAGUAGGUUUCUGUCAAGUGUCAAGACUGCAGCGACUAGCGACAAGCCGACAACAUAAUGUCUUCUCGAAAUGAAGCUCCAUCUUCUGUGGCUGGUGAGUACGAUCCGAAGAGCGAUCCUACCCGGAAGCCACGGAAGUCUACUGAUCCAGGGUGGAAGUAUGGAUUUUGGCCAGAUCUUCAAAAUAAAGAUAAGGUGGAAUGCACCCUAUGUGGCCAGGUUGUUAGUGGAGGGAUAAAGAGGUUAAAGCAACAUUUGGCAGGGGCAUAUGGAGAUGCAAAGUUAUGUCCCAAGGCUACCAGUGGAAUAAGGAAGGAGAUGACAAGUUAUUUGGAGGCAAACAAGAGAAAAAGACCAAUGUUUCUAGAUGAAGAUGAAGAAGAUGAUGAAGUGGUGGAGGUGGCAGCAGCAGAUGGGACGAAUGAUACAUCUGCUGUGGAGUCUCAAGCAUCCAAGGUGCAGCCUAGUUCUGGUACAGCAGCCAAAAAAAGACAAUCGACCUUGCAAUUUAAGGCAAACAGUAAAGCACAGCAAAAGACAGCCAAGUCCGUAGUUGAGAUGUUGCGGAAAACACCAGAGGAGGUGGUGGAUGAGAGACUUUCAGGCUCUUAUCAGCCCACAAUCUUGGCUAGUGCAAAAAGCAAGGAGGACAAACACUAUGUGGACAUGCAGUGGGCUUUGUUCUUCUAUGAGUGCGGUGUACCUUUCAAUGCCGCAGCAGCUAGGCAGUUUCAGAUUGCAAUUGAGGCCACAGCACAGUUUGGUUCAGGGUAUAAGCCCCCAACACCUUACCAACUAGGCGAGCCAUUGCUACAAGAGGCUGUGAAGACAACAAAUACAAUGAGGGAGGAACAUGAGCGUGCAUGGAAACACUAUGGUUGCACACUCAUGUCUGAUGGAUGGUCUGAUAGGAGGGGACGCCAUCUCAUUAACUUCUUAGUGAACAGCCCAGAGGGCACUUAUUUUUUAGAGUCCGUUGAUGCAUCUAGUGAAGUACAUGAUGCAUACAUGCUUGCUGAUUUGCUUGAGAAAAAAGUUGAUGAGAUUGGGAGAGACAAGGUUGUACAAGUUGUUACUGAUAAUGGUGCCAAUUACAAAGCUGCAGGCAAGCUUCUAAUGGAGAGGAUUCCUACUUUAUUUUGGAGUCCAUGUGCUGCACAUUGCUUGGACCUAAUGUUGGAGGACAUAGGAAACUUGAAGGAAUUCAAGAAACCAAUUGCACGUGCAAGGCGUGUGACAACUUUCAUAUACCGACACGGGAGAAUUCUUGCUGCCAUGAGAGAGAAAACUGGUGGGGCUGAUCUUGUGAGGCCUGCAGCCACUCGUUUUGCUACUUCCUUUCUCACAUUGAAGAGCUUGUACAAGCACAAGGAUGCUUUGAAGGCUUUAUUUGCAAGCACAGCUUGGACUGAUAACAGAUUGUCAAAGACUAGUGCUGGAUUGGAUGUGUAUAACAUUGUCUUCUCCACACAGUUUUGGAAUUCAGUAGAAGAUUGCCUUAGAGCUUCGGGGCCACUACUUAUUGUACUUAGGGUGGUAGAUGGAGAUGAGAGGCCAGCUAUGCCAGAGGUCCAAGCAUUGAUGAAAUGUGCAAAGGAAAAGAUCAAUCAAAGCUUUGCUGUCCAAAGCAAGAAGACUUUACUCAAGAAAAUCAUAACUAUAAUUGAACGGCGUUGGGAGAAACAAAUGGAUCACCCAUUGUAUGGGGCUGCAAUGUAUUUGAACCCAGGAAAGUUGCAUCCUCUCAUAAGAAAUGAUGAUGAUGCUACUGUUGGUCAGCUAAGAGGUUGCUUUCUUGAUGUGCUUGCAAGAAUGGUAGAUGAUGAGGAAACUAGAGACAAGAUCAAUUCUCAAGCAAUGGAUUACGAGUUUCUUAGAGGAGCAGCUUUUUCAAAUAAGAUGGCCAAAGAUAACCUACAAACUAUGACCCCACGUAAGUGUUUGUGGCUGUUACUAGUUUACUACUUACUAGUUGUUGCUAGUAGCUUGCUAAAUUGUUGUGAUGUUAUUGCAGUUGAGUGGUGGCGUUCGUAUGGUGGUCGUGCUAUUGAGUUACAGAGAUUUGCUAGACGUUUGGUGAGUCUUUGUGCGUCUUCAUCAGGUUGUGAACGCAAUUGGAGUACCUUUGAAUUUAUCCAUACAAAGAAAAGAAACCGAUUGUUGCAUAAGAGGUUGAAUUCUAUUGUCUUCAUUUCCUACAACAGAAAGAUGAAAGCUAGGUUCCAAAAACUACGCCAGAAGAAGGGGAAAAACUUUGAUCCAUUGGUUCAUGAGGACUUCAAUUGGGACAAUGAGUGGGCUGAUUCUUUGCAUGUAGUCCCUGAAGGUGGGCGUGGGUGUGAGUGUGACCUUACAUGGGACCUUGUGGAUAAUGCCAUUGGAGCAUCGCAAGCACUUCGUGGCCGAAACUUACCAAGAAGGGCCCAUAAUGUGUAUUCAAGAAGAAAUUCUGUUGCUGCACAAAACAUGUCAGAGGCUGAAGAGGAAGAUGAAGAUGAAGAUGAAGAUGUUCCACAUGACGAUGCAGAAAUCACAGAUUGUGAAGAUGAAUCUAAUGGUGGCAAUGCUGGUGAAGAAGGGGAGGCACCCAAUAUCCCAGGAGAGUUUGAUGAUGAUUUUUGAGCGACGAGAGACAGGGAGAGUAGCUAUUGCUAGAUUGCAUUAGCAAUUUAGCAUAUUUGCUGCAUUACUAACUGCAGCUAGUUACUAUUAAUUAUGCCAUUACAAACUAUCUAUGUGGCUAUUUCAGAUUUGGACAUUUGGUAUUGUGUUGUUUUAAAUUUUGUGACUUGUUGUUGUUCCUUUAGAAACUACUUUGUGGCUAUUUCAUAUCCAUUAUUAUGCUAUUGUGAAUUUUGUGAUGAUUUCUAGUUUAUGAGCUGUAACAGCUGUUUGGUUGCUUGGUAUUUUGUAACAGCUCACAGCUGUUUGUAACAUCUACUAAGGCGUCGCCUAGGCGCCCGCCUAAGUCGCCUAGGCGGUCAGGCGGUGGCUGGGCGCCUAGUUCCGCCUAGCCGCCUUUUAAACCAUGGUCAAUACCCUUUUCUUCAUAUGCAUUUGGACUUUGGAGAUCAUUACCAGUGCCUGCUUUUGGCAAUUCUUUCCUAAGUAAAUAUGGCACAACUACUUUCUCUUAUUUGUAGAAGCAAGCUUGAUUUGAACAUCAUCUGUCUAGAUCAUUUUUGUCGCACUAUUUGCCUAUUGCAGGAAGACUUCAUCGGACUUGUUAAUUAUGUUUAUGUCUUCCUGGCCAACCAUUUUGCUUUCUUGUAAAUAUCAGAUGGUUCCACAAGAAAGGCUUUUGUCGUGUUGGUCAGGAAAAUUGGGUGAGCUAUUUACUAAGUUGUGGCCUAGGAAAGAUCUUAUGUUCUUACUAAUAUGAUGUACGAACGCUGGAUAAGUUGUGUAAGUUGGUGGUGUGCUCAGUAGGUUGGUAGAAAAGGUUGUGGUGUGUUGGACUUUUAAGCAGAGUCUCAAAUUAUGUUAUUUGAGCAUGUGUCA